AAUUAUUCCCCUAGAAACUAACAAAAAAAUGAAAAAGGGAAAUUGCCAACAUUUCUCUUAGUCCUAUUCUACUUUUUGAGUUGAGUACAACAACUACAACACCACCAACAGUAGCCAAAACUCUACCAAUUUUAAUCAAGAAUUCAAUUUCAGGUGGUUUGGCAUUUCAUGGACAAUGUAAUAUUUGGGGUGUGUUAACUUCGUGCUGUACUAUACUCGCUAAAUAUGAAAUUGUGGCAUAGUUUUGGAGUUUGACUCGUAUGUGACCUUAAAGAAAAAAUUGGACUGGAAUUUCAGCUAUUGUCUAGGUGGUUGGUUAUAUUUUUUCCGGAUUAAUUAGAUUAGUUUGAGUUGAGUGUGGGAUUUUGCUGUCAUGGCUACUUGUACGUCAGCUGUGUUUAUGCCUCCUGAUACGCGACGGUUACGUGGGGUAUUGACUGUUCUUGGUGGUAGAUUUUGCCCGUUGAAAAUUCAGGAUGAGAAGAUUGGAUAUUUGGGUGUUACCCAAAAGGGCAUGUCAAGUUUGCCUCAAUUCAAGUGUUCGGCCAAUUCCCACAGUGUCAACCAGUAUCAAAAGAAAGACUCCUUUCUAAAUCUACAUCCCGAAAUUUCUAUGCUUAGAGGCGAAGGUAACAAUACAAUGACUACCUCUAGACAAGAAAACUCAAGUGGAAAUGCCGCUGAGAGCUUGAUGGAUUCGUCAAGCUCAAACAAUUUUAAUGAGGCCAAAAUCAAGGUGGUUGGUGUUGGAGGUGGUGGCUCAAAUGCAGUUAAUCGCAUGAUUGAGAGCUCGAUGAACGGUGUAGAGUUUUGGAUUGUGAACACUGAUAUUCAAGCAAUGAAGAUGUCACCUGUAAUGCCUGAGCAUCGACUGCCAAUUGGUCAAGAACUCACAAGGGGACUUGGUGCAGGUGGUAAUCCAGAUAUUGGGAUGAAUGCUGCCAACGAGAGCAAACAGGCCAUUGAGGAAGCAGUUUACGGCUCAGACAUGGUUUUUGUUACUGCUGGAAUGGGUGGAGGAACAGGGACUGGUGCAGCUCCGAUAAUUGCAGGAACUGCCAAAUCAAUGGGUAUCUUAACUGUCGGUAUUGUUACGACGCCCUUUUCUUUUGAGGGACGAAGAAGAGCAGUUCAAGCCCAAGAAGGAAUUGCAGCUUUGAGAGAAAAUGUUGAUACUCUAAUUGUCAUUCCAAAUGACAAAUUAUUGACAGCUGUUUCUCCAUCGACCCCAGUAACUGAAGCUUUUAACCUGGCUGAUGAUAUUCUUCGGCAAGGUGUUCGUGGUAUUUCAGAUAUAAUUACGAUUCCUGGGUUAGUAAAUGUGGAUUUUGCUGAUGUGCGGGCUAUUAUGGCAAAUGCUGGGUCCUCUUUAAUGGGAAUAGGAACUGCUACGGGAAAGACUAGAGCCAGAGAUGCAGCGCUGAACGCCAUUCAAUCUCCUUUGCUGGACAUUGGUAUUGAGAGGGCCACCGGAAUUGUGUGGAAUAUGACUGGUGGUAGUGAUCUAACAUUAUUUGAGGUAAAUGCUGCAGCAGAGGUUAUAUAUGACCUUGUGGAUCCAAGUGCUAACCUCAUUUUUGGGGCGGUGAUAGACCCAUCGAUAAGUGGACAGGUCAGCAUAACUUUGAUUGCCACGGGUUUCAAGCGCCAAGAAGAAAGUGAUAUGAGGCCCCUCCAGGGAAACCAACUAGCACAGGGAGAUGCUUCUCUUGGAAGUAACAGACGACCUGCGUCCUUUUUGGAAGGUGGUUCAGUGGAAAUUCCCGAGUUCCUCAGGAAAAAAGGGCGAUCGCGCUAUCCAAGAGCUUAACUUAGUCCGUUUUUCCUAUAUAUUAUGUUGUUCGGACUCGUCAAAAAUGUCAACGAGUGCGCUUCGGAUUCACCAAAGUUGGUGCAUUUUUGAAGAAUCCAAUGGGUGCUGCAUCGAGAGUGAAGAGUCCACGCAACUUAGAUGUAUAGCAUCUUUUUGGAAAUGGUAUGUUGAGAUACUGACUGUUCUACAGGGGUGGCUCAACGGUGAGGCUAGUAAAUCCUUUGCUUUUAGACCUCCAAAAUCUCGGGGCCUCAAAAAAUUUUAAUCUUUAAUUUUAUGAUUUUAUUUUCGUUUUGACAAUAUUGAAUAUAGUAAAAAAGGAAAAAAAAAAAAAAAAAACUAUCACCGU
Messenger RNA from Capsicum annuum, 2162 nucleotides. RefSeq names its product cell division protein FtsZ homolog 2-1, chloroplastic. The transcript is spliced from 10 exons. Gene Ontology annotation, cellular component: chloroplast; cytoplasm. Gene Ontology annotation, biological process: chloroplast fission. Gene Ontology annotation, molecular function: GTPase activity; GTP binding. The record is from RefSeq and is a predicted model, not a curated record. NCBI's taxonomy places the organism in Eukaryota, Viridiplantae, Streptophyta, Magnoliopsida, Solanales, Solanaceae. Bases 374 to 1810 code for a protein of 478 amino acids.